UUGCCCAGUUGCUGAGUUGCCUCUCUUGCUAAGCUGGUCGUAGUGCCCCGCCAAAUCUCCUCCCCACCGCCCGAGGCGCCUCCAUACUGUAGUAGUAGUAGUAGUACUAGACGGGGAAGCUUAGCAGCAGCAGCAGUCUGCACAAGUAGCAACACCAAAGAGCAAGAUGGGCAAGAUAAAGGACAUGCGCGACUACAUCGGCACCAGCGAGCUCAAGGAGUACGGCUCCCUCGGAAAGGCCCUCGUGGCAGAAUUCCUGGGCACCAUGAUCCUCGUCUUCGUCGGCUGCGGAAGCUGCAUCGGAGGAUGGACAGACGACUACGCCCCCUCGAAGGUGCAGAUCGCCUUCGCCUUCGGCGUCACCGUCGCCACAGUGGCUCAGGCGAUUGGACACAUCUCCGGAUGUCACAUCAACCCAGCUGUCACUUGCGGCCUGCUGGUGGCUCGCUAUGUGUCCGUUCUGCGCUCCCUCCUCUACAUCAUCGCUCAGUGCCUGGGAGCCCUGGUCGGGGCGGCCAUCCUUAAGGGCGUGACGGCAGCAAAAAUCCAAGGCAAUCUCGGUAUGACAACGGUGAAUCCACAGAUCAGCGCUGGUCAGGCCCUUGGAGUAGAGCUCAUCAUCACCUUCGUGCUGGUUUUAACCGUCUUCGGCGUCUGCGACGAGAGGCGAAAUGAUGUUAAGGGAUCAGCUCCUCUCGCCAUUGGACUUUCCAUCACAACCUGCCAUCUCAUGGCUAUUCCCAUCACUGGUUCUUCAAUGAAUCCUGCUCGGACAUUUGGUCCCGCUGUGAUUUCAGGCGUCUGGGCUGACCACUGGGUGUACUGGGCUGGACCUAUCCUUGGAGGAAUCCUGGCAGCCGUCGUCUAUUCCUACAUCUUCAGAGCUCCCAAGACUCAGCCUUACGACGACGUUCAGUUGGACAACUACAACAAGAGAGGAAACAACCCUUAAGGUUCUUUCCCUGGGCUAGUCCUAGGCCAGUUGCUGACUGUAGUAGGAGAGCCCGUCAUGAUCAGGCGUCCUUGGACAGCAAAGGGCGCAUCCCACGAGGACUUCUCGAUUGGCUUCUCAAUCACGAACCAACAGCAGUCUGCUGGAGUUCUCCUGCUAAGGAUGUGAUGUUGGGUUAAUACGUCAAGAAUAACUGAGCCUAAUUGAGUGUUCUGUGAACGCUGUGCCCUUCAAGGUAGUAAUCUAGUUUUGUUCCAUAUCAACGCCAAUUGUUGAAAAAAAAGGUAAAAAAUAAGGUUAAGGUUAUAACAAGAUGUUCGUCAUUACUAACGGUACCAGUACAAAAAAACCAUGUAUCUCUUCUUAUAUUACGUAGUAUUUUCUUGCAUCAUUAGGUUUCUGUUAGGAUAAGAACAUAGAAUUAUAAGUGUCCUUCAUAUAGUAUUACGAGAUGGUCACUUGCUCGUCCUGAAACUAACGCUGAAGUGUCAUUCUUUUUUAAUAAGAAGGAAAAAAUACUGUAAGUGAGUAGUGGAAAUAUUGCAUAACUGCCAGAACAUUCUAAGACGCAAUGCCUCAUUUCCCAGCUGAUGCUCCAAAAUUCAGGUGCGACUCUCAAUGACGUUCUUGGGAAAAUCGACUCUUAUUGGAUAUGAAUUUAGGCUAAGCACGAUCAUAAGAAAUACCAGUCAUUAUCGACAAGGAAAAAUCUGAUGGUAUGUUGUGAAAUGUCAACGCUUCAUUCUUCCCUGAACGGUAGAUAAAUUUUAGUGGUAGAAAUCUAGUCUCAUCAGACAAAACACUUAUGAAAUGAGUCCGGAAUUCCCAUCUUGAACCAGCUCGUUUAGAUCACAGUCAUUUUCCAUGAAAUGUUUUCCCUCUGUUGCUUUAAUUCUUGUACACAAGAAAUAAUACCAUCCGAAGAGUCUGGGAGAUUUAAAACAAGUAAAAUGGCACCCUUCAUAUCACGCUCACAUUCAUUUUUAGUAAAGUAAGACAAUAUUAGUCUUGGCUUGGCAAGUGUUGCGGGGAAUACGAGGCAUUUAUGGAAUAUGCAAAGAUGUAGGGACGUAUAAUUAUCUGAAGAAUUUUGAUUAACAGAUGAUUCACCUUAUGUUUUACUCAUUAUUACUAGACUGAGAGAGUUUAGCACGAAUUAAACUGUAACAUGAGAAAUUUUUAUAUUUUCGGUGUAUUCCAAGAAACUACUUUUGAAACGUUUGAAACGAAAAAACUCAAAUUACCGAUAUCUGGGGAAAAUGUUUGCCAUUCCUUAAGAAUAUGUUUUAAACACACAGUUACUAGCACACACAUACACAUCCGCGCACACUAACAUGCGCACUCAUACACACAGUAUAUAUAUAUAUAUAUAUAUAUAUAUAUAUAUAUAUAUAUAUAUAUAUAUAUAUAUAUAUAUAUGUGUGUGUGUGUGUGUGUGUGUGUGUUGUGUGUGUGUGUAAGACCAAGAAAACUAAAAUCCUUUGUGUCAGAGUUUUCUUUGAAUGUUUAUAGAAAAUGGUACUAAGGCACCACGAACGCUGUAUUUCAAUAAAUCUGACACUUGUGCCGAGUGAUAGAUCCUUCCAUGAACGGUUACGACGCAGAAGGGAAAAUUUCUUUCCGGGCCAUUUUGACUGAAAUUCCUUUCUGCCACAUAAAGCUGCCUUUCGUUUGCGUCAGAAUUGCGAGUGCCAUCUGUUGAGAGUCGGAGGAAAGAAGAGAUCGCACCCAAACGUUGGAUUGCCACUGAAAAACAGCUCUCGUAUUGCUCUCUCGCUCAAAGCUGCCCUCUAAAGAGAGAGAAUAAGAGAUUCCUUAUAAAGGCAAAGAAAGUCGCUCAGAAGAUAGUCAGGAUUAAUUUAAUGAUCGUUAUUUAAUUAGAGUAGGUUUUAAAGAUAAGUUAGUCUGAAUGUAUGAAUGUCUGUGUGAUUGUCCUUCAUUUUGAAGGAGCAGAGAGAUGUGGUUGCUCUCUUUAGAAUAAUCUUGUAAAUAACAGAUUGACGUUUCUCAGUCCUUUUCGCUCCCCCUCAGACUUGGUCGAUUUUCUGAACAACUUUUGAGACGAGAGAAAAAAAAAAAGAAAA
Molecule: messenger RNA, 3036 nt
Organism: Macrobrachium nipponense
Lineage: Eukaryota; Metazoa; Arthropoda; Malacostraca; Decapoda; Palaemonidae
Product: aquaporin AQPAe.a-like
Exons: 7
Coding region: 167-952 (261 amino acids)
Biological process (GO): transmembrane transport
Cellular component (GO): plasma membrane
Molecular function (GO): channel activity
Source: RefSeq, a predicted model, not a curated record